This is a messenger RNA of Cyprinus carpio (common carp), 2831 nucleotides long. RefSeq lists its product as uncharacterized. Lineage: Eukaryota; Metazoa; Chordata; Actinopteri; Cypriniformes; Cyprinidae. The record is from RefSeq and is a predicted model, not a curated record.
UGACUUUAACUGCAAAAAACGGCAUGCUGUAGUGUUGAUGCUGGGGAAUGCAGACACACAGGUAGUCAUUAAGGCGUGUGAGAGGUGUGUUUACUGGUUUGUGUGCAUUAUAGCAAUACUAAGACGAGGUGUAGUCAGAAAGUGUGAUUUAGAAAGGGAGGGAUUGAUGAAAGAGAGUGAGAGAGUGAAAGGGGGAGGGAUGAAGAAGGUGAGAUUGUGCCCAGGCUCAUUCUGCAUAGCCGAAGAGAGAGAGAGAGUGUAGCAGGAGCUUGUUUUGUGUAGCUGCUAGUUCAGCACUGUUAGCUGCAGUCUCUGCUUUGUUGUACUGAGGGUUCGGCCAUGCUGUUUGCUCUGCCCAGACUCGCUGUGUUCAUCUCUGCAGUGCUGUUUAACGGUGGUGUAGUCUGGGCAAGUACACAAACAGAUCUUGAUCCAGGGUUCCUCCAGUGUCAAGAGUGUUUUUUCAGAGGCACACCACCACACUCACUGUCUGAGCUGGGUUUGGAGCAGAGGUGUCACAGACAUCUGACCGGACGGCCUUUUGCAUCGCUCUAUAAUGCCAACUGCCAAGCCACCGUCUAUACAGCCCUUCACCUCGGCUUGAAUAAUGGAUGGGGCAGAGGAGAGCAGAGCACGCAGGAUGCCAAAGAAGAGAUCAAUGAUGAUUCCCCUGUGGCUAUCCCAGCUCUUUACAGAGGAACCACCAAUGAGACCCCAUCACCCCAUCACAGCUACCCUCUCUUUAAAUGGGAUGCUUUGACAGCAGAGUUUAUACAGAGCUCCAUCAUACCAAUGUGUUCAAAGACAAGUGGAGACAUUUACAUGCAGAUUGGUUUAGGUGGUUUAAAUGAGUGCAGGGGAAAGCUGUUGUGGUCAGCAGUGUGUUGUGCUGCAUCAGAUGGAGAUGGUAGUUUCAGUGUUGGGCUAGUGAAGGAGGGGGAUGUGAAGGUGCUCAGCAUUAAGGCUUUGGAGGAGUUAAUAGGAGUUACAGGCCUGUUUUCAGGAGGUUGUGGUGAAGUAGGACAUCAGAGUGAAGAGGAACUUGCAUCGCUCUUGAAAACGCAACUGAAUGGCAUUGAAACACCCAACUCUGAUGAGCAAAGUGAAGAGCACAUCGGCGAACACAACUCUCAGGAAGCAGAAACAUCAGAAUCAAGAACAGAGGAAGUGACUUCGGAGCAUGUUAAUGGUGAAGCCCGAAGCUAUACAUCUUUGAGCUCAGACAUGGAGAUUCAAGAGAGCACCAAUGAGACAGAGAGCUCCGAGUCUGUCAUACUCAAAGUUUUGUCUUCUACCAUCUAUCUCUUUUAUGCCCCUUUCUCUCCGAUCGUAAACAGAGUCAUUAACCUUCCCUUCCAGGUAACCUACGUUCUUCAGGAAGAUCUGGCUGUUCUGGCCUCGGUGCCUGGUGACAGCUGCACUUUGGUCAACAACUUGGUCUCAGGGGUGUAUUCUGGCAUUUCAUGCAUCUUGAACACCUUGUACCAGACAGGAGAAACGAGUGUGUGCACGACUUACGCCUGCCUCAGUCCGUUAGCCGAAAGCCUGUUUGUGGCUUUCCAGGAAGGAUUCAUAGGGACAGGCACUCUGGCGUCGGAUGCCUUGGGAAUCAUGACGGGAACAGUGGGGAAUGGUUUUAGGAUCAUCAGGAUGAUUCUCGGCUCAGUCUUGGAUCAGAUGGUAGAUUACCUAUGUGUCGUAUCCUCAGAAAUGGGCCACCAGGUGUCAACAGUGGGAAGUGGGGUUGGCAAACUUACCUGGAGAAGUGGAAAGGGGGUGGGCCACAUGCUUAACAUAGUAGCAUCCAUCAUAGGUGGAGUAGUGGACAAUACACUAUCGAAUGUCCAGGAAGCUUUUGGAGGGAGCUCAGAGGAAUCAUCUGAAUUGCAAACACCUGACUUGCCGAAGUCUGAAGUGGUUGGUGAAUAGAGUUAAAUGUGUGUAUGUAUAUGCCUGUGUUAGAUACCUUAUUUGCAUAUUACACCACAAAUAAAGUGCAUUAGUGCCUGUCCAUUUUUUCAGCCGCUUUGGUUCCGGAAGUAUUUUUCCUAUUUAUUUUUCCCAUUGAGAAGUCUUUGUUAAGGACUUCACGGAGUCCUGAAUCAAGCCAACUAUCUACUACUGUAGGUGAAUCAUAACAUUACAAACUUUGAUUUAAAGAAUCACAUUAUUUGAAAAGGUGCAGAACUGUGCACUUAACAUCUAUUUUAUGUGAUAUAUUUCCAAAUUAUGUCAUUCACAGUGUUUCAUGGAGGUGGACGGCUGCUAAAGGGUUGGUGCAAUUUGCUGUUUCAGUUCUCCAAAUGAUAGAGAGAUUUUUCUGCAGAAUCAUAAUGUAGUUUGGAUUUGAUGUUGGAAUUGAGCAUUUAAAAAAUAAGUAGAAAUAAUGCAGACUGAUGGCUUCAGCAAAAGCAUAUACCAUCGAUUACCAAUCUUGUAGCUCACAGUAGGUCUGUAUUAAAUGAUUUAUAAGUUACUGUUAAAAAUCAAUUCCCCUAUGGGGAAACUGAAUGGGAUUUUUACUUCCGGAUCCUGACAGUUGCACUCUAUAAGUGUCAGGCUGCACACUGAAUAUUAACCAUAGAGCAUGUGGUUAUAAAUCAUGAAACCUCUGUUUUACAUUCUGCCUUAAAAUACCUACAUAAACCUCCACGUUUUUUUGUAAAAAGAAAGGUGCAGGGUGAUUUGUAUAUCUUUCAAGGUGCUGAGAAAUGUUUGUUAAGUGUCAGAAAGAUGAUGGAAUUGUUGUUUAAUGUUGGUGAUUUCAUCUGACAUAUAAAGACCUUGCUGUGUCAUGGUUUAUUUGCUGCAAUAAAACCUCUUCUCUGUGA